UAAUCACGUAGCGACCAAUUACUGUUGUCCGGGAUCGUGUACGCCGGCGUUAUUAACACAUUAUAGUUGUUUAUUAAGUUAUAUGUAACAUUUGGUUUUGUUACAAAACCGCUUUAUCGUAAGCAUUUUUAUUUUAUUUUUUUUAGUCGUUGGGUUUCAAAGACAUUUGAGCGUGUUUGUAAAUGUUUAGCUAGCAGGCUAACAACAGGCUAACAACAGGCCCCGAGUCAUCGCUUAGUUCGGGGAAAAGCUGCUUAAAUGUGCACAUUUGUGAAGCAGGAUGGGUUAAUAUGGAGUCAUGUCAUGUGUCACAUCAGUGUUUUGCAAGCCAGCUUCAGCGCACGCUGCUGAGACACAAGUGUGCACCGGGAGCGUGGAUGUGCUACAGCGGUGUGGCGUCCAAGUCCUAGCCGGGUCAUGAUGCUCCUGCGGCGGCUGCUGAGGAAGCGCUGGGUGCUGGGGGUCGUCUUCGGGCUGUCGCUCAUCUACUUCCUCACCAGCACACUCAAACAGGAAGAGCGGACCAUACGGGACCGCACGCUGUUGGAGGUUAGAGACUCGGACCAUCGCAUCCCAUGGAAGGUUCGCUUCAACCUGGGCAACAGCAGCCGGCAGAUGAGCCAGUGCAGAAACUCCAUCCAGGGCAAGACGCUGCUGACGGACGAGCUGGGUUACGUGUGUGAGAGGAAAGACUUGCUGGUGAACGGCUGCUGCAACGUCAACGCUCCCAGCACGCGGCAGCACUUCUGCAAAAGCUGCCUGGCCAACGGCUGCUGCAGCGUCUACGAGUACUGCGUGUCUUGUUGCCUGAGGCCCGACAAGCAACCUCUCCUGGAGCGCUUCCUGAACCGCGCCGCCGAGGGCUUCCAGAACCUCUUUGUUGCCGUGGAGGACAUCUUUGAGCUGUGCCUGGCCAAGUGUCGUACAUCCUCGCAAAGUGUCCAACACGAGAACACGUACCGGAACCCUCAAGCCAAGUACUGCUACGGAGAGAGUCCUCCAGAACUCCUUGUGGUCUAAGAGUCGGACUUUGCCCCGGCGGACAUCCAGACACAAACACUGUACAUAUUUUUAUCUUCGAUGAGUAUUUACACUUCAUAAGUGCAUCAAACACGUCCAUCCAGUCAUCCGUGAUGACCAUCAGGUCGCAGGCAGCUCCCUUUUUGUUUAGCACAUGUCACCACUUCAAGUCCCUCCCACCUCCGCCAAGGUCAUGUUCUUGUGGCUCGCUUCCGCAAAAACUCAUCCCUUUUCCUAACUUUGCACAGGGCCGUCUGGUUGACAAGUGAAGACCCAUUCUGGGUCUGGGCGGGCAACACGGCUUUGUCGUUAGCAUUAGCAUGGCGGGUCCGGAGACGGCGUCUUCUUGACUGGUGGUGAGCCUUUAGAAGCAAAGACUGGAACUUUCUUUGAAUGAAAUGUCCAGUAGUUGCAUUUUCAAAUGAUAGUAAGUACGUGUCAGAGUCCAGAAGCUAAUCUUUAGACACCUAAUGACUCCAUCCAGUUCCUGCGGUGACGAUUCGACCAGGAAUCCAAUCCCCGAUUUAAACAGUUUCUCGCAAAGAUUUUUUGGUUUGAUAAUGAUAAUAAUAAAACUUUUUGAAAACACCUUAAAAAAAA
Messenger RNA from Nerophis ophidion (straightnose pipefish), 1620 nucleotides. It is a transcript of the gene spring1, whose product is annotated as SREBF pathway regulator in golgi 1. Gene Ontology annotation, biological process: positive regulation of SREBP signaling pathway. Bases 418 to 1020 code for a protein of 200 amino acids. The record is from RefSeq and is a predicted model, not a curated record. NCBI's taxonomy places the organism in Eukaryota, Metazoa, Chordata, Actinopteri, Syngnathiformes, Syngnathidae. The transcript has 5 exons.